AUGUAUCCUUGUAAAUGUAUACCCAAAAAUAAAAAUCAACCGAAAAGAAGAAAAUAUAUAACCGAUAGAAAAUGUAUGACUAAAAUAUCAACAGAAGAAAAUUUAGAAAUUGAUACACAAAAAUCAGACACCGCUAUCGAAACAACACCUCUAACUUCUUUUACUGAUUCCUCAUUUAAUUUGGAUAAUAGAAAUACCUGUCUUAAUGUUGAUUGUGAUUCAGAACCUGAUAGAUCAAAUCCCCCCUGGAAAGUAUUUUUGCAAGAAAAUGUUAUCGAAGAAUCGAUAAAAUCCACACAAGAAGAUUCCGUUAAUAAAAUAUCUUUGUGGGAUGAAAUAAUGAUGGGUAAUUUUCUUUUAAAUAUUUAUGGUACAAAAUACUAUGACAAACAAUUUACAUUUGAAAGAUUGCAAAAUUUAGAAAAACCUUUUGAACCUACAUUACCUGUUUCUAAAAAACUUUCUGCUGUACAAUACCUUGAUAAGUAUAUAUUUAAUAUUUUAUGUCCAAUAUUAGAAGAAACACUUUUUAAAGCAAAAGAAGGGGAUUGUUUAAUGAUACAGAAAUGUCGUUUUAACGGUUUAGAUUACAUAGCUGAAUUGUUAUGGAACAGAAAUCCACUUCACCCCAAAAGGCAUAAAAGUCACAGAGAUAUUUUUGAUAUUCCCUAUGUAAUAAUUUGGCUAAAUUACCAUCCCCGACCUAUUUAUCCUCUUUCUUGGCUCUGGACCAAAGAUGAGGCCAUUAUAGUCAUGCAAAGUUACAUACGACGAUAUUUAGUUUGUAAAGAAGAAGAAUGCUCGGAAAUGAGACAAUUUUGGAAGAUUUUAAAAGUUGAAAAAGAAGAAAAAGAACGCUUAGAAAGGGAAAAACUAAUUGAAGAAUUAGAGGUUAUGUUUAAUGAAAUAUUAAACCAACUGAUAAUAAAUGCAGUUUAUGAAGCUGAAUAUAAAAUACAUGGCUGUCAUUGCAAUAAAAAACCGUGUCAUUGUAAAUGUAGAUGUAAUAAAUGGUGUAAAUGUUGUGAUUGUUCUAAAAAGAAGUCAAAAUAA
Molecule: messenger RNA, 1053 nt
Organism: Pediculus humanus corporis (human body louse)
Lineage: Eukaryota; Metazoa; Arthropoda; Insecta; Psocodea; Pediculidae
Exons: 6
Coding region: 1-1053 (350 amino acids)
Source: RefSeq, a predicted model, not a curated record